CACUAUCUUUCAUUUGUGACACAAUGACACUUUGGAAAUGAUAAGACAUGUACCACAGAUAUAAACCGGAAUAUUUGUACUAGAGUUGACAAAAAUGGCAGAAGAAAAAUCGGUAGCAAUAAUUGGAUGUGGUUUGGUAGGCCAAAGCUGGGCCAUUGUCUUUUCAACGGCGAAAUUUCAUGUAAGAAUCUUUGACACCCUGCCGGGGAAGCUGUCAGAUGGCAUGGUUUCCAUUCAAAAGAAGAUGGAGGAUCUAGAGGAAAAAGGAUGUUUGCGUGGAACUAUUUCUGCCGCGGAGGCUUUAAAGUUCGUAAAAGCCACGGAUGCCAUUGAACAGUGUGUGUCAGGUGCCUCCUACGUUCAGGAAUGUGUGUUUGAAGAUUUCAACUUAAAGAGAAGUGUGUUUGAAGAAGCAGAAAAGUACGUUUCCAAGGACGCCAUAUUGGCUAGCUCCACCGGAAAUAUAUUCCCUUCUCGACUCUCUGAGGGUAUGAAACUCAAGGACAGAAUUAUCGUCUCGCAUCCGCUUAAUCCACCUCAUCUAGUGCCUCUGGUUGAAAUUAUUUCGGCUCCUUGGACUGACCCAACGGUCGUUGCUGGAGCUCGUACAAUACUAAACGACGCUGGUCAAGUGCCCAUAGUUGCAAAGAAAGAGACCGCAGGGUUCAUCAUAUGCCGCAUACAGCACACGAUUACCGCGGAGUGUUUCAAACUAAUAAGGGAUGACGUAAUAAGUGUUUCGGACUUGGACAAGCUGAUGCCACACGGACUUGGACUAAGAUACGCGUUUCUUGGUGCUCUGGAAACAUCUUACCUAAAUGCCAAUGGUAUGAAGCAUUUUUGUUCUAUGUAUGGGGAACCCCUGUAUGAACUACAGAAGCAGUCAGGGCCCCCGAUCCGACUGGAGGGAGAACCACUUGAGAGGAUUCAGGAAGAACUUGAGCAACAAAUUCCACUAGAUAAAAUCGAAGAACGCAGAGAAUGGCGGGACCAGAAACUUGCAGAACUUUUUAAACUGAAAAAUAAGACCACAAACUGAAAUGAAACGUAUAUAUGUUACUGUAUUUAAGUAAAAACUUCGCUGUAUUACCAGAUCGCAGUAUUACCAGAAUAAAAUUAUCCGAAUA
Messenger RNA from Mercenaria mercenaria, 1127 nucleotides. RefSeq names its product lambda-crystallin homolog. The record is from RefSeq and is a predicted model, not a curated record. Bases 95 to 1039 code for a protein of 314 amino acids. Gene Ontology annotation, biological process: fatty acid metabolic process. NCBI's taxonomy places the organism in Eukaryota, Metazoa, Mollusca, Bivalvia, Venerida, Veneridae. The transcript is spliced from 6 exons. Gene Ontology annotation, molecular function: NAD+ binding; oxidoreductase activity, acting on the CH-OH group of donors, NAD or NADP as acceptor.